Molecule: messenger RNA, 171 nt
Organism: Colletotrichum abscissum
Lineage: Eukaryota; Fungi; Ascomycota; Sordariomycetes; Glomerellales; Glomerellaceae
Exons: 1
Coding region: 1-171 (56 amino acids)
Source: RefSeq, a predicted model, not a curated record
AUGAGAAGGCUGUUAAGAGUCAUGGCUCUUUGCAGUUGGAAAGAGCUUUUUGAUAGUAGGCGGGAGCAGUCCGAGGUGAUGGUUCAUCACGGGCAUCCUACACAAGUAGGUUUGGCCGGCGAUUAUUUUCCGGGUUACAACAGGUCCCCGGUUGAUAGUCGAGUGGUGUAG